This is a messenger RNA of Chrysochloris asiatica (Cape golden mole), 1080 nucleotides long. It is a transcript of the gene RAB8A, whose product is annotated as RAB8A, member RAS oncogene family. Gene Ontology annotation, molecular function: GTPase activity; GTP binding. Gene Ontology annotation, cellular component: dendritic spine; synaptic vesicle; plasma membrane. The transcript is spliced from 8 exons. Gene Ontology annotation, biological process: cellular response to insulin stimulus; regulation of exocytosis; protein localization to plasma membrane. The record is from RefSeq and is a predicted model, not a curated record. Lineage: Eukaryota; Metazoa; Chordata; Mammalia; Afrosoricida; Chrysochloridae. Bases 129 to 839 code for a protein of 236 amino acids.
GGCCAAUGGACAGCAAGCUCGUGCCGCUUCCGGCUUCGCGCCUCGCUUUCGCUUUCCUUGGUCUCUGAGCGCUGGGCGGGGCGUGGGGACGGGCGUCCAUUGAGUGACGCGCGGCGGGCCCGCAGCCAAUGGGGGGCGGGCUCGGCGCUGAUGGACGGGGCGGGCGUCCAGUGGCGAGGCGCUGGCUGCACUUCCCGUCGGGGAGAGAGUGUAAUAUGGCGAAGACCUACGAUUACCUGUUUAAGCUGCUGUUGAUCGGGGACUCGGGGGUGGGGAAGACCUGUGUCCUGUUCCGCUUCUCCGAGGACGCUUUCAACUCCACCUUCAUCUCCACUAUAGGAAUUGACUUUAAAAUUAGAACCAUAGAACUCGAUGGCAAGAGAAUCAAACUGCAGAUCUGGGACACAGCUGGCCAGGAGCGAUUCCGGACCAUCACCACAGCCUACUACCGGGGCGCAAUGGGCAUCAUGCUGGUCUACGACAUCACCAGCGAGAAGUCUUUUGAUAACAUCCGAAACUGGAUCCGGAACAUCGAGGAGCACGCCUCUGCCGAUGUCGAAAAGAUGAUCCUCGGAAACAAGUGUGACGUCAAUGACAAGAGACAAGUCUCCAAAGAACGAGGAGAGAAGCUAGCCCUGGACUACGGGAUCAAGUUCAUGGAGACCAGUGCCAAGGCCAACAUCAAUGUGGAGAAUGCCUUCUUUACUCUCGCCAGAGACAUCAAAGCAAAAAUGGACAAAAAACUGGAAGGCAACAGCCCCCAAGGGAACAACCAGGGGGUGAAGAUCACAGCCGAGCAGCAGAAGAGGAGCAGCUUCUUCCGAUGUGUCCUUCUGUGAGGGACUCCGCCUUACCUGAGCCGUGCUCAGCCCAUCUGACUGUGCCUGUUCCCAGUAAACCUCUUGCUCGGCUGGGGCCUCCCCCUCCCAUGCCCACCCUCUCUGAGGCCAUGGGCCCACGGCCCCCAGAACGCAAUCGAGAAAUUGUUUAUUUUAGUAACUGCCUGGUCUCUCUCAACUCUGGAGAUGAAGUACAUUAAGAGUUUGCUAUUUUUCCUGUGAUGAUCGCGGAGCAGGCCCA